Molecule: messenger RNA, 1630 nt
Organism: Cucumis sativus (cucumber)
Lineage: Eukaryota; Viridiplantae; Streptophyta; Magnoliopsida; Cucurbitales; Cucurbitaceae
Product: protein PHR1-LIKE 3
Exons: 6
Coding region: 302-1270 (322 amino acids)
Molecular function (GO): DNA-binding transcription factor activity; DNA binding
Source: RefSeq, a predicted model, not a curated record
UUGCUGCAUCGAAGACGAUGAUGACAGAAAAAGACAAAGCUUUGAAAUCUGUGCCAACUCCCUCCCUCUUUCUCUCUCUCACGCACUACUCUUCUUCUUCUUCUUCUUCUUCUUCUUCUUCUUCUUCAUCACCCAACAAUGGACUUCCAAUUUCUCUCUAAUUCAUUCUUAACCCAACUCCAGAUUUCAUCUUCUUCCUUCCCUCGCUGAUAAAAAAAUCCCUUCUUUCUUCCCUUCUUUCAUUCCCAUUUUCACCAUUUUUUUUUCUUCUUCUCCCUCUCCCCUUUUCACGACAAGGGUUAUGUUUCCUAGACUUGUUAAUCCCGACGGAGAUAUCCAGAUCCAUGGUCCCCGUGGUUCUGUUGCUUCUGACCUCACCCACACUCACCGUGGAGACCCUUGUCUCGUUUUGACUUCAGAUCCCAAACCACGCCUCCGAUGGACUGCGGAUCUUCACGAGCGAUUCGUCGAUGCCGUUACUCAGCUCGGUGGUGCUGGCAAAGCUACUCCAAAAGCAAUAAUGCGAACAAUGAAUGUGAAAGGACUGACUCUCUUCCAUUUGAAGAGCCACCUCCAGAAAUACAGAUUAGGUAAGCAAUCUGGGAAGGAUAUGGGUGAGGCAUCUAAAGAUGGUGCAUACCUUUUAGAAAGUCCAAGUACCAAUAAUUUCUCUCCUGACUUGCCAAUUUCUGAAAUGGCCGAUGGUUAUGAAGUCAAGGAGGCAUUAAGAGCGCAAAUGGAGGUGCAAAGUAAAUUGCAUCUGCAAGUUGAGCUAGCUUACCUUACCAUCGUUGGGCAGGCAGAGAAGCACCUACAAAUUCGUCAGGAUGCCGAGCGAAGAUAUUUGGCCAUGCUUGAGAGAGCUUGUAAAAUGCUUGCAGAUCAAUUCAUUGUAGGUGCAGUUUCGGACUCAGACAGCAAGAAGUCCGAAGGACAGGAUCGCAAGAGCCCGAGAAGUACUUCCAUCGACCCACUUGGUUUCUACACCACGCAAUCACAAGAGAUGGAAAGAGUGAAUGGAACAGAAGAAGUGCAGGCUAAUCUUCCUUGCCAGAGGGCUGAUUGUUCAACCGAAAGCUGCCUAACCUCAAAUGAGAGUCCCGGGGGAUUGGCUAUGGAAAAAUCUCCUGCUGCAAGCAAGAAAAACAUGGUUAACUUGGGUUCAGCAACUGCAUCUUUGAUUUGGAGUGGAGCCAAGGAAGGAAUACAAAAUGCUAACAUCAUCCAAGUUAACCAUCAUGGCGUGUCCGGAUGCGACAUGUGGGGAUAAAGUUCUGCAAACAAAAAAACUCAUCAUGAUUGAUGAAAAGUAUGAUCUAUUUCCAACUCUGUAAAAAGCUCAUUAUUUUCCAUUCAUAGAAUCUGGUAUGAACUGCAGCAUGAACAUUCUCCCUACCUUGUAAACCCGAGCAGUUUAGUUCUUUGACAACUCGUCGCAAGUAGUUAGGCAUUCUUUUUGCUGUUCUGGACAAUUAUAGUUGAUUUCUGUCUGACUUUUGACAGAUUUAAUUCUAUUAUUAGGGUGUAAUCAGUAAUGUUAUGUUGGAAACACAUUCCUGUGUCACUUGUUAGUAGGUGAAAUGCACAUUGUCUUCCACCGAUGAUAGCAAAAUGAUUGAAUAUUGUGCCA